Molecule: messenger RNA, 2139 nt
Organism: Xiphophorus couchianus (Monterrey platyfish)
Lineage: Eukaryota; Metazoa; Chordata; Actinopteri; Cyprinodontiformes; Poeciliidae
Gene: scn1bb
Product: sodium channel, voltage-gated, type I, beta b
Exons: 6
Coding region: 1039-1710 (223 amino acids)
Biological process (GO): cardiac muscle cell action potential involved in contraction; sodium ion transport; regulation of sodium ion transmembrane transporter activity
Cellular component (GO): voltage-gated sodium channel complex
Molecular function (GO): transmembrane transporter binding; sodium channel inhibitor activity
Source: RefSeq, a predicted model, not a curated record
CCUGAAAUUGCCCUUUAUUUAACUUCCUCAAACAAUAAGGAUAGUCUAAAUCCCAAAAGUGGGUUUAAAUGUAUUUCUAAUAGUGUGGAGUAAUCCUGUCCAGGUUUUAGGUAAGUCUUGUUUUCCACCCGGAGCGCAUUAAAGGUGGAGAGAAAUUAGGCGGAAUCGCCCUUUAACAAUUCCCCGAGUCGGAAGCCAACUUCAUCCUCAGAAAACACGAACACGGUGGAUCUCUGUCAGAGCUGUGAGGUCGUUGUUAUCCCAUUAACUCCGUGGAAACGCGUCCGUGGGAGCCUCGCGGGGGUCUGAUCACACCUGAACUCAUCCCGCAUCACCUCGCUGACGCGCGCGGCGGAUCGUUUCUGUCUUUUCUUUUAUUAUUUCUUUAUUUUUUUACCGCAGUGCAUCUGCAGCAUCCUGCGUGACAACAGGAGCCGCUGUGGCGUCAGAGACCAGCAGCCGCUCUCCGGGCCGAGACAGAGAGCCUUUCCUGUCGCUUCCGCCUGCGAUGCCAGCGCGGCGGAACCAGCGCGUCCAGGAGCCGGGGGCCAGCAGAUAGGUCCGGCCGGGGAGCGCGCCGCGUUUCGGGGCUCCGCAGGACAGAACGGAGGCCCAUGAUUCAGCCCGGCAGCCUUUCUUCCCAUCUCACCAUCCUGUGGUCUGGAUUUCACUCCCGUAGCAUCGAAUAGGCAGCCUUCACAUGAGCCGCUCAUGCACCGGCAUGUGAGGACAGCCAGUAGCGGAGGCAGUUCGCACAUUUAAAGGCCCGUUUCUCAUUGUGAAGUUAUUAUUGUUUGGCUCCGGUGACCCUCUGAGACCUCAGGACCAAAGCGCACAGCUCAGGAAGGACUGUGAGGCUGCAGCAAUAACUUGGAGGUAGAAACCCAGCAACCGACGGGAAGCCGUUGGAGCCAAAGAGCAAAAACGUUUCUCCAGUUUGCACUUUCCUCCGCGUUCACCGGGUGAACCUCCGUCCUUUAAACCAAACAGCGAUCAGGAGAUUCAGGUAGAUCCAGGUAGAAGGUGCAGGGAGCUGACAUGAUGGCGGCCGUGGCCCCCCUGCUGCUCAUCGCGCUGCUCUGCGGCCUGCUUGCGCCGCGGUGCGACGGCGCCUGUGCAGAGGUGGACUCCGACACCGAGGCCGUGGCGGGGCGAGGCUUCAAGCUCGGCUGCAUCUCCUGCAAGCGGCGCAGCGAGGUGGAGGGCUCCGCCACCGUGGAGUGGUACUUCCGACCCGAUGGAGAGUCCGACUUCGUCCAUAUCUACAGCUACAAUGAGAACGGACCCACCAUCGAACACAACUUCUUCGAGGAUCGUAUCGACUGGAACGGCAGCAAGAGGAGCAACGACAUCCAGGACGCCUCCAUCUACGUUCUGAACGUCACUUUCAACGACUCGGGAACCUACCGCUGCUUCUUCUACCGCACCCUCACCUACGAAAACUACGAGUACUUCGACACCGUGGACAAGGUGGUGCACCUGACCGUGGUGGCCAAAGCCACCAGAGGCACGGCGUCCAUCGUGUCAGAGGUCAUGAUGUACGUGUCCAUCAUCGGGCUGCAGGUCUGGCUCCUCAUAGAGAUGAUCUACUGCUACAGAAAGAUCGCUGCGGCCGGGGAGGAAGCGCUUCGAGAGGCGGCGAAUGCUGAAUAUUUAGCGAUAGCUUCGGAGAGCAAAGACAACUGUGCAGGUGUGCAGGUCGGAGAAUAGCACAGGUUUCCUUCCCGGACUAAAAACUUCCCUCCAAGCUGCAUGACGACAUCCUGGCCAGAACCCUCCUCUUCAUCGCCAGCCUGUGCUAAGCCUCUUCUGGACGAGCUGAACUGGACACGGCCGUCCGCUGACAGCAUGGAACCAGAACUGUACAUAGUCUUGUUGAAGCAUGUCGUAUCAGAAACCAUUAUGCAUUAACGUAUCCAGGUCCAUAUGUAGUCACAGCAGAGAGCUUUACUGAACCAGCAGCGGAGGGACGCAGGAUCACACAGGUUCUGUCUGGAUAAUCACUGAUUUAUGAACUUUACUUCCACUUUUAUGGUCUGAUGUUUGUGAAGGUAAAGAUUAACAGCAAUAAUUUGGGUUAUUUAGCCUCUUAUAAGUAGAUAAAAUGGGGUUUAUUUUUGAAAUUCAUAUCUUUACCAU